This is a messenger RNA of Cervus elaphus (red deer), 1245 nucleotides long. RefSeq names its product X-ray repair cross-complementing protein 6-like. The record is from RefSeq and is a predicted model, not a curated record. Gene Ontology annotation, molecular function: damaged DNA binding; telomeric repeat DNA binding; double-stranded DNA binding. The transcript has 3 exons. Gene Ontology annotation, cellular component: Ku70:Ku80 complex; nucleus. Bases 1 to 1245 code for a protein of 414 amino acids. Gene Ontology annotation, biological process: cellular response to gamma radiation; cellular response to X-ray; double-strand break repair via nonhomologous end joining. NCBI's taxonomy places the organism in Eukaryota, Metazoa, Chordata, Mammalia, Artiodactyla, Cervidae.
AUGUCCACAAGGCGGCAGCACUUCUUCACGCCCAUGUUUGGUUCCACGUGCAGCCAGAACCUUAGGGGAGUAGGCUUCCUGGGCCGUGAAUUAGAGCGGAAUACUCAUGCCUACUCAGCACUGCUCCCUGCUGAGGUGCCAGGGAGGCUGCACUCUCAGGGACGAGGCUUCAGCCGGCGUCCCCAGUGCCCAGACCCUGGACACUUGGUGACUUUACUCUGUAUCCUCGAGGCCAGAGGGCCUCGUGGACACGCUGAGCUGGACCCCCACGGUGAUGACAGUGCCAAAGCCAGCCGGGCCAGGACCAAGGCUGGGGAUCUCCGGGACACAGGUAUCUUCCUUGACUUGAUGCACCUAAAGAAACGUGGAGGCUUCGACAUAUCCUUGUUUUACAGAGAUAUUAUCAGUGUAGCAGAGGAUGAGGACAUAGGGAUUCACUUUGAGGAGUCUAGCAAGCUUGAAAACCUGUUGAGGAAGGUUCGCGCCAAGGAGACCAGGAAGCGCGUGCUCUACAGGUUGAAGCUUAAACUCAACAAAGAUGUAGCACUCACUGUUGGCAUUUAUAAUAUGGUCCAGAAGGCUUACAGACCUUCUCCAGUGAGGCUUUAUCGUGAAACCAAUGAACCAGUGAAAACCAAGACCCGGACAUUUAAUGUAAAUACAGGCAGUUUGCUUUUGCCUAGUGACACCAAGAGGUCUCAGAUCUAUGGGUGUCGCCAGAUUGUAUUAGAGAAGGAGGAAACAGAAGAGCUUAAGCGGUUUGAUGACCCAGGUUUGAUUCUCAUUGGUUUCAAGCCCUUAAUGAUGAUGAAGAAGCACCAUUACCUGAGGCCCUCGCUGUUCGUGUACCCCGAGGAGUCCCUGAUAAAUGGGAGCUCAGCCCUGUUCAGUGUUCUGCUCACCAAGUGCCUGGAGAAGGAGGUCAUGGCCGUGUGCAGGUACACACCGCGCCAGAACAUCCCGCCUUGUUUUGUGGCCUUGGUGCCACAGGAAGAGGAGCUGGAUGACCAGAAAAUUCAGGUGGCUCCCCCAGGCUUCCAGCUCUUCUUCUUGCCCUAUGCUGAUGAUAAACGGAAGGUGCCCUUUACCGAAAAAGUCAUGGCCAACCCAGAGCAGGUAGACAAGAUGAAGGCUAUUGUUCAGAAGCUCCGCUUCAAGUACAGAUGUGACGGCUUUGAGAACCCAGUCUUGCAGCAGCACUUCAGGAACAUGGAAGCUUUGGCGCUGGAUUUGAUGGAGCCUUAG